Messenger RNA from Macadamia integrifolia, 2423 nucleotides. RefSeq names its product protein OBERON 2. The transcript is spliced from 6 exons. The record is from RefSeq and is a predicted model, not a curated record. NCBI's taxonomy places the organism in Eukaryota, Viridiplantae, Streptophyta, Magnoliopsida, Proteales, Proteaceae. Bases 625 to 2106 code for a protein of 493 amino acids.
AAACUACAGAAUUCUCUCUCUCCUCUUUCCUCUCUCAUUCUCUCUCUGUGUCGCUGUCAGUGGCACUUUCCGAACCGAACAGCAACUCAGGUCAGGACUGGCUGCGGGGUUCACCUUCGUCCACGGCGGUUUCCGGCCGCCGACGGCUGAAUUUGAGAAUCCUUAUCACUCUGCGGCAUUUUGCAAUUCGUUCAAUCCUUAAUUUUCAUUUCCGCUUUAUAUUUGUUUGAUCUUGUCAUUUUUACUAUCUUGAACUUCGAUUCUCUUCUUCGACUGUAUCGAUUUCCGUGUAUCAACGAUAAUCCUCGAAGGUCGACGAUCGAUUCAGUAAUCAUGGUUCAUAUAUCAACUCGCCGCAGCUAUUAACGUCUCAGACGAUAGUUCUACUUCACCCCGCCCAACCUUGCAAUUCCUCUAAAUCCAGUCCUGUUCAUCGGUCGCUGCCGCCGGGCAUUCAUGCUUAACUUUAACUGAUUUUCCGGGUAAUUGGCUAUCUGUGGCUUGUGGGCGGGGCCGCUCACCUUUUCUGAUUUUCUUCAUUUGUCCCUCAAGUAAGGUAACUUUGUAUUAUAAGGAGAAGAGAAUUAUGUUCUACGCGAAGCUAGGUACAGUUCAUCAGGCUCAAUGAACUCCAGAGAAAUAGAACAAAUGAAUUCCACAGUUCCUGAUGAAAGUAUGGGUUAUGAGGCUGAGAUAAAGGAAAACGGUCUACAUCUCAGGCUAGUUUCGGCAGGAGAAUCGGGUGAAGGCCUGCCAUAUGCUCCUAUAGAUUGGCCUAACCCUGGUGAUAACUGGACUUGGAAGGUAGGAAAAAGGAAAUCAAUUCGUGGCUUCUGGGGUGAUAGGUACUUGUAUCCUCCAAUCAGGCUACAGACGACCUUGCGUAAGAGACGGAGCUUCGCGAGCAAGCCCUCGGUUGAACAAUAUAUCCGGACAGAAUUCCCUGAUAAGGAUGUUAAUGCCUUCUUUUCCUCUUUUAGUUGGAAGAUCCCUGCAGAAAACAACCGAGCGAAAGGCCGGAUUACUUUGGGUGAUAUGCUUCCUGUGGAAGACAUGGCUAUGCAUUCUGAAUCUGAGUCACAGAAUGAGAAUAUGGAUUGUAAGGCUAGAAAUAAGAUGUGCAAUCCCCAACUACUAGCAGAGAAUUGUUCUCUACCAGCCAUGGAUUGUAAUAUAUGUUGCAGUGAACCUGGUUUCUGUCGUGACUGUUGUUGUAUACUUUGCUGUAAAACUAUUGAUUGGACAUAUGGAGGUUAUAGUUUUAUUAGAUGCGAAAUGAAGAUGGAUGAUAACUAUAUUUGUGGGCAUGUUGCACACAUCAAAUGUGCUCUUCGUUCAUACAUGGCUGGGACUGUGGGAGGAAGUAUUGGAUUAGAUGUUGAAUAUUAUUGCAGACGUUGUGAUAGGAGGACAGAUCUCAUUUCACAUGUUACAAGGCUUCUAAAGACCUGUGAAUCUCUCAAUGCUCAGGAGGAUAUUGAGAAGAUUUUGACCCUAGGUUUGUGCAUUUUACGAGGCUCACAAAGAACAAGCGCAAAGAAGUUGCUGAAUUGUAUGGAGUUGGCUAUGAGAAAGCUAAAAUGUGGUACUGCUCUUGAAGAAAUUUGGAAAGAAGAUGAUAGAUCUGCUGUUUCCACAGGGACUCUGGAGGUUGCAGCUGAUCAAGAUGCACCGGAUUUCACAACAGGCUCAGAGUUCCCCCUUGAUCUCACUGCCAUACAGAAUAAUUCUCAACAACCUAUCUACAUAACUUCAGACCAUCGGAUUGCAGCUUCAAAACUUGAAGAUGAGAUUGACCAGGUGCUCCAAUCGUUGAAGAGAUCUCAGGAAACAGAAUACAGAAUUGCCAAGGAGAGGCUUUAUGCUAAAAAAAGUUCCAUUCUUAGCAUGUAUGAACAGCUCGAUAAGGAGAGGUCUGAACUGGCUAAACAAUCACCAGAUACCGAAGGGAACUCUGAUGCUCUACUUGCAAAUGUCUUGAACAGAGUGAAACAAAUAAACAGAGAGUCUGCAAGACUCAAAGAGAUGGAGGAAGUAGCAAAGGGAUUUGUAAGAGUUCCUAAAGCUAUUUUAAAUGAGCACUUUGGUUUAGAAAUUAAAGAUUGAAAAGUCAAUGAGACAUUCUCCAAAUUUUCCAUCCAUGCCAUGUACUUACCACCUAUUCGAGUGAAACUUGCCAUUCCAUGAUGGUAUCUUGGGGAGUAAUGCAGAAGAGACUGGAUCUGCAUGCGUGAUGGUAAGACUUUGAUUGACUUGAACCAAUGAAACUGAAAAUUUCAUUGAAUACUUAGAUUGAUUUGUAUAUUCCCUUUGAUUUUUACUGGCUUGGAUAUUAUUUACAUCCCGAAACUAUAUUAACUGUAAUCCUGUAGUUCAUAGGACUUUUCAGUUAAUAGUUAGAUUGAUUUGUACAUUCUCUUUGA